Apodemus sylvaticus (European woodmouse) is the source of this 348-nucleotide messenger RNA. RefSeq names its product prefoldin subunit 4-like. Lineage: Eukaryota; Metazoa; Chordata; Mammalia; Rodentia; Muridae. Gene Ontology annotation, biological process: protein folding. The transcript has a single exon. The coding region runs from base 1 to 348 and encodes 115 amino acids. The record is from RefSeq and is a predicted model, not a curated record. Gene Ontology annotation, cellular component: cytoplasm; prefoldin complex.
AUGGUGGCCGCCAUAAAGAAGGCAGCUGCAGAAGACGUCAGUGUUACUUUCGAAGAUCAACAAAAAAAAAUAAACAAAUUUGCCUGGAAUAUGAGUCGAAUCACAGAGCUAAAGGAGGAAAUAGAAGUGAGGAAGAAACACCUCCAGAAUUUAAAGGAUGCUUGUGAUGACACCAUAUUGGCAGAUCAUGACUGCUUAAUGAUUCCUUACCAGAUGGGAGACUCUCAAGAAGAAACAGGGAAAAUCUUAGAAGAUGCAAAGAAACCUUUGCAAGAAGAAAUCAAUGCCUUAGAGUCCAGAAUGGCGUCCAUCCAAUGGGUGUUAGCUGACCUGAAAGUGCAGUUAUAA